Molecule: messenger RNA, 1696 nt
Organism: Zingiber officinale
Lineage: Eukaryota; Viridiplantae; Streptophyta; Magnoliopsida; Zingiberales; Zingiberaceae
Exons: 2
Coding region: 61-1104 (347 amino acids)
Source: RefSeq, a predicted model, not a curated record
CUAAAUGAAGCGGUCCGGGUUUUGAUUCCUUGAGUCUAGUGGGAGCGUUGAGUGCAAAAUAUGGCCUCCUUUCCCUAUCGCCUCCUCCCCCUCCGCCUCCCCUUCCUUCGCCGCCAGCAAGCCUUCGCUACCGCUGCCGCCUCUCGAGCGGUCGCCGUAUUUUGGGACCUGGACAACAAGCCUCCCAAAUCCAUACCUCCCUACGAUGCAGCCGUCCGCCUCCAUCUCGCUGCCGCCUCCUUCGGCCCCUUCCGCUUCUCCGUCGCCUACGCUAACCACCACGCCUUCCGCCACGUUCCCGCCCCCGUGCGCUCUGCCCGUGCACCACGUCGGGCAGGUGAUCGGCGUGAGGCCGCUUCCCCCUCCCCCGUCCGUUACCUCUGCCGCGUAUGCGGUCGCCGCUUCUACGUCCACGCCAACCUCAUCAACCACUUCCACCAGAUCCACGAGAGCGAGCAGGAGAAGCGCCUUCGACGAAUUGAAUUUGCCAAGGGAGGACGCAGAGUCCGGCUAGUGGGUGCGCUCUCGUUGAAAAUGCAGAAGUAUGAGAAGGCCGCGAGGGAGCUGUUGAACCCAGAAGCCGGAUACUGCCUCGCCGAUGAACUACGCAGGGCAGGGGUGGUGGUCCGGACAGUGGAGGAUAUUCCAGUAACCGCCGAUCGCGCGCUGAAGGAUCAUAUGAUGGAGGCGAUGGAUCGGGGCAAGGUUGGGUGCUUAAUGCUGGUUUCGGAUGACGCGGGAUUUCUUGGGGUGAUAAGGGAGGCCAGGACGAGGGGCUUGAAGACGGUGGUGGUAGGCCACGAGGCCGACGGAGUGCUGAGGAGGUGCGCCGACGCUUCAUUGUUGUGGAAGGACGUGGUAUCGGGCAAGGCAAAAAAGGCGGCGCCAACUACGGUGGGUAAAUGGGUAGAUAAGGAUUUGCUGAAGAAAUUGGAGUGGCGAUAUGAACCAGAGGAAGAAGUGGUGGAGGAGGACGAGGAAAGCAAUCUUCUUGACGAUGAUAGUGAUGCUGGAGAUGAGGAAGAGGAUUGCUUGGCUGCCAUGGGCAAGGGACAAAAGAAGCCUUGGUGGAAAUUGGACUCAGAUUCCAGUGAUCGACGUUAGUGAUCAUCUUGGGAAAUUGAGAAGAGUUAAUCCCAGAAUUGCUGUUCUGCCAUAGAAUAUACAAUUAUCUGUUACCGUCCAAAUGUGGAAUGAUCUCCAGUUUUCUUGUUUAUAAUUGGUCCCAAAUUAUGAAACUUUGUCUCUGAAUACUAUCCACGGUGAAGGCACAUAUAUCUGCAACGAUCAGAGAUGGUGGCUUAUGUCCACAAAUUUCUGCAAAUAAGAAUCUUGAUUUUGUUUCAGGAACGUUACAAGCUAAAGACUUCACACUCAUAGGAACUUCAAGUAGCAGAGUUACCCACCCAACUCGGAGAUGCUCUGCAACGACGGCUGCCAUGGCCGACCUCUGCUCACCAUCUCUACACUGUUCUUUUGCCGACCCCUCUCUUGCUUCAUCACCUGCAUCAUGCAUCACCACUAACGCAUGUUACUUGAGCUAGCUGUGAGAUAAAGAUUAGAAAUGUUUGAUUCAUCUACCUGCUGUGGAUUCCCCUGCCUCUUCUUCACGUCCUCAUUCUUCUUCACCCUCAGAGCCACUGCGACUUCUGAUGCAAAUCCCUGACCAUAAGCUUACAUUGAUCCAAAAGCCAAA